Acanthoscelides obtectus is the source of this 1206-nucleotide messenger RNA. NCBI's taxonomy places the organism in Eukaryota, Metazoa, Arthropoda, Insecta, Coleoptera, Chrysomelidae. The record is from the annotation of a GenBank genome assembly.
AUGCGGGAGUCGCGCGUCGCGGGGCAGCCGCUCUGGGACCAGGCCGCCGCCCCCACAGCGGCACCUGCCCAUUGGAAGGAUUGCCGCCAAUCUCGGAUCCGCGCCGCCAGCACGGGACUUCUGCGUCUGGAGGUGUAUUCCCCAGUGACUGCAAUGCCCGCUGAUGUUAGAUCGAACGCGUUAGCAUUUGGUGCAUCGUUGAAGGACUUAAAAGAAAUUUGCGAAAUAAUUAAAAUUCCGGAAGUUAUAAUGUUAAAAAAUAGCAAAAAUAAGUUAUUUAUUGAACAUAUAUUAAGGGAUCCCAACGAAAUGAAAGAUAUGAACCCAAAAAUAUCAAAAAUAAGAGAUGUACAAAAGGUAGAAAAUAAGGAAAUAAGGCAUAUAAUUCUAAACGAUUUUCACAUUUUGCCAACAGGUGGACAUGCGGGAAUGAAUCGUAUGUACAACAUAAUCAAAAAAUUUUACUUUUGGAAUGGCUUACAAAGGGCGGUUCAAGAUUUUGUAAGUAAAUGUGAUGAAUGUCAGAGGUAUGAACAUUCAAGGCCUUACGUUGAGCCUAUGUCAAUCACCACAACCGCAUCGUCAGCAUUCCAAAAGUGCGAACUUACGAAAUUCGUUGAAUGUUACCCCAUUAAAAAUAAGGAAGCAACAACAGUUGCUGGAGCUUUUGUAGAGAACUUUAUUUUGCGUUUUAGAAUACCCCAAGAAAUAGGUUCAGAUAAGGGCACAGAGUUUAUAUCGACAACAUUAAGAGAAAUUUGUAAUAUUCUUGAGGUUAAACAAAUUUGUUCCACAGCUUAUCACCAUCAAAGUUUGGAUAGAUGGAGAUCAUGGGUACAAUUUUGGAGUUUUGCAUUUAAUACUACAGUUCAUACAGGAACAAAGUACACGCCGUAUGAACUAGUUUUUGGUAAGGUUUGCAAUUUACCUUCAAAUAUAAAACGACAGGUUGGUCUUUUAUAUAACCUUGAUAGCCAGCCAUUAGAACUUAAAUUUCGUUUGCAGCAGGCUCAGGCUGAUGCAAAAAAUAAUUUACUAAUUUCAAAAAAUAAAAGAAAAAAAACUUACGACUUAAAAAUAAAUACAAUUAGCUAUAAACCAGUGGAUAUCCUUUUAAUAAAAAAUGAAGGCGGUACAAAGAUGGAAGCGUUCUCUAACGGUCCAUACAGGUAUGUGGUUAUCGAAGAUAAAGCUCCGAAUAUUUAG